Molecule: messenger RNA, 3422 nt
Organism: Perca fluviatilis (European perch)
Lineage: Eukaryota; Metazoa; Chordata; Actinopteri; Perciformes; Percidae
Product: mitochondrial import inner membrane translocase subunit TIM44-like
Exons: 13
Coding region: 48-1388 (446 amino acids)
Biological process (GO): protein import into mitochondrial matrix
Cellular component (GO): mitochondrial inner membrane
Molecular function (GO): protein-folding chaperone binding
Source: RefSeq, a predicted model, not a curated record
UGCUGCAGCAGGGACACACGUGCAGCUACGCGCAUUUCAAGAUCAAGAUGGCAGCCUCCGUGUGUCGGUGCUACGAGCUGGUUGGCAGACGAGCCUUGGCCCUCUGCUCCAGGCCUCUGGUCUCUCCAGUGUGGAGAGGAGAUGCCUACACGUUACAUCGGAGCUCAGCUGCAAACGUGCAGGUGCGAUAUGCUUCAGGACGUAAAGGCUUCCUGGGAGAGUUUGUGGAUAAUCUGCGUCAGGAAUUCAGUAAGAAUCAGGAGAUGAAAGAGAACAUAAAGAAGUUCAGAGAAGAGGCCAAGAGGCUUGAGGAGUCGGACGCUCUGCAACAAGCUCGCAGAAAAUAUAAAUCUAUAGAGUCUGAGACAGUGAAGACUUCAGAGGUGUUUAAGAAGACCUUUGGCUCCCUGUCAGAGACCGUCAAGGAGGGUCUCGAAGAGGUGAGUCGUACUGACAUCGGGAAGAAGAUCAAGGAAAGUGUGGAGGAGGCUGCCAAGACAGCCAUGCACUCUGCUGAGACCGUCUCCAAAGGAGGAGAAAAACUGGGCAGAACCGGCGCAUUCAGGGCCAUCUCACAGGGUGUGGAGACCAUGAAGAAGGAGAUAGAUGUCGGCGAUGCCGGCGCUUACAGAGCUCCCUCGCAGCUAAGGAAGAGAAGCGAUUUCUCCUCCAAAGGAGCCGACAGCGACACUAGAGUGUUCGAGGCUAACGAAGAGGAUAUGGGUGUUGUUCUCCACAAGGAUUCAAAGUGGUACCAGCAGUGGAAGGAGUUCAAGGACAAUAACGUUGUUUUUAACAGAUUCUUUGAGAUGAAGAUGAAAUAUGAUGAAAGUGACAACGCCCUGGUCCGAGCAUCCAGAGCUGUGACUGACAGAGUCACCGGCUUCCUAGGUGGUCUUUUCUCUAAAACGGAAAUGUCCGAGGUGCUGACAGAGAUCGUGAAGGCAGACCCCACCUUUGACAAAGACUCUUUCCUCAAACAGUGUGAGAAAGACAUCAUCCCUAACAUACUGGAGGCCAUGAUCCGCGGAGAGCUGGAUGUAUUAAAAGACUGGUGCUAUGAAGCUACGUACAGUCAGCUGGCUCACCCCAUCCAGCAGGCCAGAGGCCUGGGGCUGCUCUUCCAGUCCAAAAUCCUUGACAUUGAUAACAUAGAUCUAGCGAUGGGUAAGAUGAUGGACCAGGGCCCAGUGCUGAUCAUCACCUUCCAGGCUCAGGUUGUCAUGGUGAUCCGCAGCCCCAAAGGAGAAAUUGUGGAAGGAGAUCCGGAGAAGGUGAUGAGGAUGAUGUAUGUUUGGGCGUUGUGUCGGGACCAGGAGGAGCUGAACCCUAACGCAGCCUGGAGACUCCUGGACAUCUCUGCCUCCAGCACCGAGCAGGCUCUCUAGGAGGAGGCAGAGUGCAGAUGAAAAGGCAGACAUGGGACACACCAACUGUAGAAGAUACAGGGAUGUGCCUGGAACACCUGCACGUACUGACUCACACAUCCGUAAACAUCUGAGCGCAGAGAUCACCCAUGCUCCUGUGUCAUGCCAAAGACUGUAUUUGCAAACACACAUUUCCGAAAUGCCGCCCAGAGUAUUCAUGUGCACAUGUAUAUAUUCAUCCACUCUAUGGUGCAAGGAUAUACAUGAACAUAGAGAUAAACUACCGGUAUAUGCUAUGUGAUGGAAAACAUGCGUGUUUUUUUUUUGUGUGUGUGUGUGUGUGUGUGUGUGUGUGUGUGUGUGUGUGUGUGUGUGUGUGUGUGUGUGUGUGUGUGUGUGUGUGUGUGUGUGUGUGUGUGUGUGUGUGUGUGUGUGUGUGUGUGUGUGUGUGUGUGUGUGUGUGUUGUCUCUUGCACCGGUGAGCUCGGUGUUUGGGUUUCCAGGUGGAGAGUAAAUACAGAACAUUUUUGAACGGAUGGAACCAAGUUUUUCACAAACUGGCUAAAAAAUGAGCCUGUGCCAUUCCUUCAUUGUUUUAUCCAAUGGUAGAGUCCAUCCAUACCAGCCUGGUGGCUAGUUUUAAGAAGACCGGUGGGAAAAAAUGGACAUGGCACCUGUGACUUUACCCUCUCAUCUCAAGAGAGAUAUCUUAAGACUAAAACUAGGUUUAAUGUGUCAAAUAAUAUCAACAGGAAAUACAAAUUUGGGCAGUGGGGUGGAGCAGCAACCAACAGACCUAACUUGAAGUUAAGACUUCAAGUAAAAUUUUACACAUGAUCGGUUUACUUGUCACAAGGAGUCUAUUAGUUAUGUAUAAUGUCAUCCGUGGCUCUAGAGGGAAAUAUUUUGAAAAUAAAUGAUUUAAAAAUAUAAAAACAACCCUGAUGAUUUCAUCAGAGUAACCUCAGAUUGGUCUUGAGACAGCUAGAAAGGGUCCUACGAAAGAUGCCAUUUGCAUUAUGGGAAACAGUGUUUUUCUAGUCUGGCUUACGGGAUGUAUGGUGCGGCUAUAAAGCCUGACAUACCUGUCUGUGAGGAUCUGCCAACAAAUGUGUGUACAAUUUGCCUAUGCAAACACCAAAUGUAAUAUAAAAAGAACUGCACGUCCACUUUCUGGUGUAUAUCUGGCCCUUCAAUGACCCCUUAACAAACAACACUUUAAAAUCACGAAAAAAAGACCCAUAAGAGAGGUGAAAUUCAGUGAGACAGUCUUCAAUGUUUUCAGAGAGAAAAUGGCUGUAGUUUUCUUUUUCUAGGCCAAAUUCCCAUGGACCAUUAAAUGAAAAGCAUCUUAAAAAGGUGCAGUACUCGAAAUACUGGAGAGUCAUUCUCUGCUCAGGACGCCAUUACUCCACUUUAUCUUUAGUUGGCAAAUAUUUGUUUGCUGCUACAUUAAUAUUCUGACUAUCGAGUACAGCCCCUUUUUCUAGCAUUGGCUUCAAAAUUCAGCUGAGUUAGUUUCUGCUUGGUUCCUGCUGGCUUUCACGUCAAACUUAUCAAAAACAUACAUAAUAAAUCAAGUUAGAUAAGGAUUGACCCAUAUAAUAUAGGAUGUAAUGACCUGUGUAGUCAGGCUCCAUGCUGUGAUGUGUACUGUAGCUCAGAGCGCCUGAGAGAACACAAGCAGCUGGAGAAAACAUGUCCUUGUGUUUGUAUUUGAAAGGCUGCAUAUGUUUUCUCAAGUUGUUGUGCAUUGGGCUCCCAGCCACUGUAUAUUCUGUACACCAUCAAUAAGAAGAACUGUAUUGUAUCUACAUAUUAAUAUAAGCUCUCAACUCCUUGUAAAUAUAUUAAAUGUCGAGUACUGCUUCUUUGGGACCACAUUCAAAUGUGUCAUCAUGGCAGCUUUGUUGUUUGAGGAUCAUUUGCCAUCUCAUGCUGUACAUUUUUCAGCUGUUUGUUUUACUAAAAAUGUUUGUUUUGCUGUUAUGCAUGUGGUUUUUCAAGAGGUUAGUGCUGAAGAUGAAAACUUGAAUGAAUAAGCACAUUACUGUA